UGAAUAAUGCGACCUCCMAGGGGCGGCGGAUUCAGUAGUCGGGGUCGUGGCGGCGGCGGAUUCAGGGGUGGUCGGGAUGGCGGUGGCCGAUUUGGUGGUGGCCGUGGUGGACGAGGUGGCGGUCGUUUUGGUGGUGACCGGUUUAAUGAUGGCCCCCCUGAGCAAGUUGUAGAGGUUUCGUCGUUUGUUCAUGCUUGUGAGGGAGAUGCAGUGACAAAGCUCACUAACGAGAAAAUACCCUAUUUUAAUGCCCCAAUUUACCUUGAAAACAAAACUCAGAUUGGCAAAGUUGAUGAAAUCUUUGGUCCCAUCAAUGAAUCUUUCUUCUCGGUUAAAAUGAUGGAAGGUAUUGUAGCAACUUCAUAUGGGGCUGGUGACAAGUUCUACAUUGAUCCAAUGAAGCUAUUACCACUAGCCAGAUUUCUUCCACAGCCAAAGGGAGCAAGCACUGGCGGAAGAGGAGGUGGACGUGGGGGUGGAAGAGGUGGCGGGCGUGGUGGUUCUUUCCGUGGUAGAGGUGCACCAAGAGGUGGUAGAGGCGGUGGGUUUCGUGGUGGUGGCGGUCGUGGCGGUGGGUUCAGUAGGGGCCGAGGGAGAUAUUAGAACAAUAUAUUCAUGUAUUUUAUUAUCUAAUGCACUUACCCCUCGUAGUUUUGUUUCAAGUUUUCCCUUCAGUUUCUGUAAUGGCACUCGAUUUUUCAUCUGAAAAAUGAUGUUUGAUCAUCAAGAAAACGACUAUUUUUUACUUC
Cynara cardunculus var. scolymus (artichoke) is the source of this 749-nucleotide messenger RNA. Its product is annotated as putative H/ACA ribonucleoprotein complex subunit 1-like protein 1. Gene Ontology annotation, molecular function: box H/ACA snoRNA binding. The coding region runs from base 7 to 603 and encodes 198 amino acids. The record is from RefSeq and is a predicted model, not a curated record. Gene Ontology annotation, biological process: snoRNA guided rRNA pseudouridine synthesis; ribosome biogenesis. The transcript has 4 exons. Gene Ontology annotation, cellular component: box H/ACA snoRNP complex. NCBI's taxonomy places the organism in Eukaryota, Viridiplantae, Streptophyta, Magnoliopsida, Asterales, Asteraceae.